This is a messenger RNA of Sebastes umbrosus (honeycomb rockfish), 2981 nucleotides long. It is a transcript of the gene zbtb49, whose product is annotated as zinc finger and BTB domain containing 49. The record is from RefSeq and is a predicted model, not a curated record. The coding region runs from base 164 to 2530 and encodes 788 amino acids. The transcript has 8 exons. Gene Ontology annotation, molecular function: protein binding. NCBI's taxonomy places the organism in Eukaryota, Metazoa, Chordata, Actinopteri, Perciformes, Sebastidae.
GCUUCAUGUUGAGCCGGCGCGAAAUACAGGUUGCACCAGGAAGUGACGUAACGUUAUGACACUGGAAAAGUGACCCAUCAUCCAAAUAAAAGCUGCACUCCUCUGAUGCUGGUGUGUUUUGAUGGAGAAGUUGCAGCUGGGUGGUUCAGCAGCUGAGUGAAACAUGGACACCCUGUCCAGCCACAGCUCCUACCUGCUGCAGCAGCUCCAGGAGCAGAGGAUCCAGGGUCUGCUCUGUGACUGCAUGCUGGUGGUCAAAGGUGUCUGCUUCAAAGCCCACAAAAAUGUCCUGGCUGCCUUCAGCUCCUAUUUCAGGUCUUUAUUCCAAAAUUCCCCCAGUCAGAAGAAUGAGGUGUUCAACUUGGUCAUCCAGGAUGUCAGCGGCAUCGGCCAAAUAUUGGACUACAUGUACACCUCCCAUCUUGACAUCAACCAAGAUAAUGUUCAAGCACUCCUGGACAUUGCUCUGUGUUUGCAGGUUCCAAAUGUUCAGAGCAUGUGUAAUGCUUUCCUCAAGCCUUGUCCUCCACCGGUGGAAAUCCCCUCAUUUUCUCUUCCGGGCAUGCUGAGCUCUGAGCACGACUGCCUCUUGGGGAGCAGUCUUCCGCACGAUGUUGACCUCCACUGUCCCUCUGAAACCCAGAGGUCUGGCUUCAGCAGUGACAUGGACCACACCAAAAGGAUGCCUGUUUCUGUGUCUAAUAGCGGCUCAAACUGUGACACACCUAGCAGCAUUCAGGCACCUGUAGAAAAACAGCUUGUCCAUGGCUACAAGCUCCGUAACUUCUACAGUAAGCAGUACUUCAGACAAAGUGCACUCGAGACUAGUAUUGCAGCCUUGAAUCAAGGCCCAUGCCCUUUGGUGCUGAUGGAAGAGCAGCAGUGUCCGCUUGCGGUCGGGCAGGGUGGUAGUCACACUCCUGUAUGCUCAGGAAACACAGUUCAGCCCAAUCCUCCCUGCACACCUGUGGCAGUUGAAAAGAACCAAGUCUCCUCUUUAACGCCCUCAGAUAAUUUAAACACCCCCAACUGUGACUCUGCAGACUCCCUGCUCGACAAGCCAGUGCGCCCAAAGAAGACCGUGUACCUGAAGAAAUACAACUACCUCCGCUCUCAGAAGGCUUUGGAGGAGAUGUUUGCUGAAUCAAUGAGUGAACCCGUCCUCAUCUGUCCCAAAGAGAGUCAUCAAGAAGAGUCCGUGGUCCAGGCUGAAGCUUCAGAAGCUCCCGUUCAGGGCCUUGAUGCAGGCAGGGAGCUGGUUGCAGAGACGGCAAUGGAUGCACAAAGUCCCAGUCCUCCACCUGUAAACCAAGAAGAGCAAAAUCCGAUAACUGUGCCAGAGCUACCGACAGGACAAACAGGAAAUAAGCAGUAUUGUUGUGAGUUGUGUGGGAAGAUCUUCAAACACCCGAGCAACCUGGAGCUGCACAAGCGCUCACAUACCGGUGAGAAGCCCUUUCAGUGUAAUGUUUGUGGGAGAAACUUCUCUCAGGCUGGAAAUUUACAGACACAUUUGCGGCGACAUUCUGGAGAGAAACCGUACAUCUGUGAGUUAUGCGGUAAAAGCUUUACUGCAUCAGGGGAUGUCCAUCGUCACAAAGUGGUCCACACAGGAGAGAAGCCACAUCUUUGUGAUAUAUGUGGUCGAGGAUUUAACAACUUGAGUAAUCUCAAGGAGCACAAGAGGACGCACGCCACAGACAAGACAUUCAUAUGUGACCAGUGUGGAAAAUCCUUCAACACGCACAGAAAGCUUCUGAAGCACAAAGCCCGCCACAUCGGGGAAAAACCGCACAGCUGUGCCACCUGUGGUAAGUGCUUCAUCGGCUCAGGGGACCUGCAGCGUCACAUAAGGUCACACACUGGUGAGAAACCCUACAUCUGUGACGCCUGUGGAAAGAGCUUUACCCGCUCCGCCAUGCUGAGGAGACACCGCAGCAUGCACUGCAAGGGGGCUCCAGCCGGCAGCCCGGUCGCCGACAACUCUGACUCACCCAAACCUGUCAGCCGCAGUAAACGUCCUGCCGCAACCAGCGAGCAGCAUUUCCCCAGCAUGAUGCCCCACUCAGGGUUAGAGAAACCCUCACCGCCUACUCCUUCACCACCACAACCACCACCGCCACAUAUAGAGACUCCACCUCCCAGCAUGCACCUCAGCCCAGCUUCUACCCCCACCCCGCUUCCAGAGCUGCGCACGCUGGUGCCCCAUCACCUCCUCUCCUCCAGCCACCAGGAGAGAAGUUCAGCCCUGACUGCCACAGACCAUAUGAAGCUCGCCAAACCCCACCUGUCUCCGGAGGCUGUGUACGGUCCGUAUGCGGAGGACGGGUGUAUGCCAAUGGAGAUGGGCAGAGGUAUGGUGGGGAGGUCCUACCUUCCUCCCACAGACAAUCACUGCAGUUCACUCACUUCUUCUAGCAGGCCCAAUAGUGGGUCCUACAGGUCCACUGAAGGACAGUUUAUCUCCAGUGUAACUCUGUGGGGCCUGACAAUGAAAACUCUGCAGAGUGAUAAUGACAUGGAGCAGUAAAAUGAGAUAUUAGAUAAGCACAGCGUAGCUAGUUCACUGAUGUUUGGAUUGUUAUCACCUGGCUCUUGAUUGGUUUAAACUGACUUGUAACACAAAAAAUGGUAACAUGAAAUAGAAAUACAGUAAUAUGAAUUAUUCAUAGCUGGAAAUGUUUUAUUUAUGUGUUUAUAGUUUUUUUGCCAUUACUCAAAAUCAAAGAAAGUGCUUCCUAGUUUUUCUUAAAGGUACAGUGUGUAGGUUUUGUCGACAUUUAGUGGUGUGGUUGCAGAUUGCAACCAACUGAGUUCCCUUCCUCUCUUUCCAAAACUGCGCCAACGUGAGCCGCUGAGUGUAAAAUCGUGUUAAAGCUGUUCAAUAACACUACUUUAAGCACUGCCGCCUCACAGCGAGAGGGUCGCAGGUUCAAACCCGGCUUGGGGCCCUUCUGUGUGGAGUCUGCAUGUUCUCCCCG